UCUCCGGCCUCUCUCUCCUCUCCAUCUGACGUCUGAACUCUGAAACCCACGCACACAAACCUGAAUCCUCUCCCCCUCCUCGCUCUCACCGUGGUCAAAUGGCACCAGCCGCCGCCGCCGCCGCCGCCGCCGCCGCCGCCGUGAGGCGGGUCCACUUCGCCAGCUCCUCCCCGUCGGCGGGCCGGCGGUUCCACGGGAGAGCGGAUCGCGUCUCGCUGGCUCCCCCCGCGGCCUCGCCGCCGCGCGUUUCAUGGGAGCAGGGAUCUGGGGUGCCCAUCAGGGGACGAGUCUGGGCGAAGGCUGAUCAUGGUUCGUUCGAGCAAGAUCGCGUCGGGGUGGGCGCCGCGUCAGCUUCUCCUCCUCAGGGCGUGGAGGAGGGCAGAGUUGAUUUUCUCAAGAUUCUGAAGAGUGCCAACUCCAUUAUUCCCCAUGUAGUGCUGGGGAGCACCAUCCUCGCGCUGCUGUACCCACCUUCGUUUACAUGGUUCACGACCCGAUACUACGCACCAGCAUUGGGGUUCUUGAUGUUUGCUGUAGGUGUCAAUUCAAGCGUUAAGGACUUCAUUGAAGCAAUAAAAAGGCCAGAUGCUAUCGCUGCUGGCUAUAUUGGACAGUUUAUUGCCAAGCCUUUCUUUGGAUUCCUCUUUGGCACUCUUGCAGUUACGACUUUCAACCUUCCUACUGCUGUAGGUGCUGGGAUCAUGUUGGUUUCAUGUGUGAGCGGCGCACAACUGUCAAACUAUGCAACGUUCCUGACAGAUCCACAUAUGGCUCCCCUCAGCAUUGUUAUGACAUCACUGUCGACAGCUAGUGCGGUUUUUUUUACCCCAACUUUAUCUUACUUGCUUAUCGGCAAGAAAUUACCUGUUGACGUCGUAGGAAUGAUGUCCAGCAUUGUCCAAAUAGUGGUUGCUCCAAUUGCAGCUGGAUUGCUUCUGAAUAGAUUUCUCCCAAGACUCUGUUCGGCUAUUCAGCCAUUUCUCCCUCCACUAUCGGUGUUUGUGACUGCUUUAUGUGUUGGCUCACCAUUGGCUAUAAAUAUCAAGGCUGUUUUGUCACCGUAUGGACUAUCCAUUGUGUUUCUGCUUUUUGCAUUCCAUACAACAUCUUUUGUAGCUGGGUAUCAUCUUGCUGGUACUUGGUUCCGCAAAUCAGCUGAUGUGAAGGCCCUGCAAAGAACGAUAUCUUUUGAGACAGGGAUGCAAAGUAGCCUUCUUGCUCUUGCUUUAGCAAACAGGUUCUUCCCAGACCCUCUGGUGGGAGUGCCUCCAGCAGUAUCAGUUGUGCUGAUGUCCCUGAUGGGGUUUGGUCUUGUCAUGUUAUGGUCCAAGAAAACACAAUUGAUUCUGACAGAAGAUAGAAAGAGAGAAGAAACCUACGUGCUGGUGGAUUUAUCAUCCGAUGAUGAUAAAAAAGAAAGAAACUUUGUGGUACAGGUACGGUUACAGUACAGUUACACUGACAGAACCUAUCACGAGUUCUGUGAACGCCAAGCAAAGCGAAGCUCUUCCCACUUCAUGGCGUCUCUCCGGCUCGUGGCAGCACUGGCGCCCUCUCCCCCGCCCCCAUCUCGGCGGGAGCCUCCGCCGCCCGCGGCCCGCCUGGCGAGGGGCGUCGCCCUCGCGGCGGCCGCCGCCACCGUGGCCGCGGCCGCGGCCUCCCCGCCGGCGCUCGCGGCGCUGGCCGAGCCGGCGAACGCGCUGUCGCUGCCCACCUGGGCCGUCCACGUCUCCAGCGUCGCCGAGUGGGUGACGGCGAUGGCGUUGGUCUGGGAUUACGGGGAGCGCACAGGGCUGAAGGGCUGGAAGGGCCUCUCAUGGGGAAUGGUUCCACUUCUCGGUGGAGCGAUGUGCGCGUGCACCUGGCAUUUCUUCUACAAUUCAGAGUCUCUCGAGAUACUUGUGGCGAUUCAAGGCGCUCUAACGGUGAUCGGUAACAUAACAAUGUGCAUAGCCGCGUACCGCAUCUACAAAGGGUCGCAAGAAAGCACUAACAGCGACAGUCCAUAGCCUAUAUUUGAAUACCGUUCUUAAUUUGUAAUUCUGCUGCUCCUGAUUCGAAACCCCCGCAAAUGAUGGAUGCAAACAAGGUAGACGAAGAAAGCUACUCGGAGGCUCGCCAUAAAAAUGAUUACCGACAGGCUGAGAGAAACUUAAUUUUCCAUCUUCUAUAAGACUAUAAUACAAAUGCCAGUUCAAAAACAAAUCCACCCUGAAAUUUGUGUAAGAAGAAACUUACCAAGUCCUUGCAUUUGAAUGUCAUGCAAGCGUGCCAUGUCUGAUCCUGAGCACUGAACGCUACUAGUAGCAGAUUAUCAUUCACCUGCGCAUA
Aegilops tauschii subsp. strangulata is the source of this 2331-nucleotide messenger RNA. Lineage: Eukaryota; Viridiplantae; Streptophyta; Magnoliopsida; Poales; Poaceae. The record is from RefSeq and is a predicted model, not a curated record.